CAGCGCGAGCCAGCCCCUCGGAACGGCAGCAAUCAGUGGCGUGUUUACUUGCUUUGUCAGCGGUGUCCCCGCAGCAGCUAUCUCAUGUCCCUCCCCUGCUGCUGAUCAAAACCUUGGACCUUUGACUCGGAGUGACUUAUCUCGUCGUCACGGCUCCCUAUCAGCAGUUUCAUCAAGCGUCUUGCGGACCUUGAACGGGGGUACAUCGGGUUCACUUUUUUUUUUCUUGCUCACAAGCAAAGAUGACGUUAAAAUCCAAUAAAAACGAACCCGCGGUCAUACUAGAGCCGGUCAGCAGCGCCCGAACAGCCCUUUCAGAUCUCUACCUGGAGCAGCUCCUCCAAAACAAACCAAAGUCUGACAAGGUAGGUAUGCAAACCUGUGAGAGUAAAGGAGCUGAGGUUUACACUAACGGCUGUGCUGGACACAUGAAUGGUGCAGAGCUGACCAGGAUGAAAGAAGUAGCAUUUGAGAAGAAUCCCUCGGAGCCGAUGGGGGUCACUCUGAAGCUGAACGACAAACAGCGGUGCACGGUGGCCAGGAUAUUGCACGGGGGAAUGAUCCACAGACAAGGGUCUUUGAAUGAAGGGGAUGAAAUAGCAGAAAUCAAUGGAAAAAGUGUGACAAACCACACUGUGGAUCAGCUGCAAAAGAUUCUGAAAGAAACCAAUGGAGUGGUCACUAUGAAGAUCAUUCCCAAGAUGCCGAAUCGAUCCAGAGUCUGUGAGAUGUACAUGAGGGCCCAGUUUGACUACGAUCCCACCAAAGAUGAGCUCAUCCCGUGCAAAGAGGCCGGCCUAAAGUUUCAGACUGGUAACAUCAUCCAGAUCAUCAACAAGCAGGAUCCAAACUGGUGGCAGGGCAGAGUGGAGAGCAGUGCCGUGGACUUUGCUGGACUGAUCCCCUCCCCAGAGCUCCAAGAAUGGAGAGUGGCCAGUAAAAGCAAAGCCAGGGAGGGCAGCCAGUCCUGCAGUCCGUUUGGAAAGAAAAAAAAGUGCAAAGACAAAUACCUCGCUAAACACAGCUCGAUUUUUGAUCAGCUGGAUGUGAUCUCUUAUGAAGAAGUUGUGCAGCUCCCUGCGUUCAAAAGGAAAACUCUGGUGCUCAUUGGUGCACCUGGUGUAGGAAGGAGCCACAUUAAAAGUGCUCUGCUCACAAAAUACCCAGAGAAAUUCUCCUACCCUGCCCCCCACACAACCAGACCCCAGAGGAAGGAUGAGGAGAACGGCCAUGAAUACUUUUUCAUCUCAAACGAAGCCAUGACCAAGUGCAUCUCAGGAAAUGAGCUACUUGAGUAUGGCAGCUUCCAGGGAUUCAUGUUCGGUACCAAAUUUGAGACCAUCCACAAGAUCCACGAUCAGGGCAAAAUCGCUGUGCUGGAUAUAGAGCCACAGACAUUGAAGCUCGUGCGGACUGCUGAUUUUGCCCCCCUGGUGGUGUUCAUAGCCCCUACCAACACAGCUCCACAGACGGAAAAUUUGCAGAUGAUCCAAAAGGAGUCGGACGCCAUUUUGACCACAUAUGGACACUUCUUUGAUGUGGUCCUCAUCAACAACGACGUGGACGAAAGCGUCAAAGGGGUUGAGGAGGCCAUGGAGCGCGCCAUUUCCACCCCGCAGUGGGUUCCCGUGUCGUGGGUGUACUGAAAACACCUGGCACCAAUGGGAUUCCCUUGUGUUUGUUGAAAAGCAGUGCAAUAUCACUCCUUGAUCCAAACCUCAGAGUUUGGGAUGUCCCAGGUCCUUAUUUUUUGUUAAUCAACCGGGUUUUAGGGGUAUUUCACAAAUGCAGGAAAAGAAAAUAAGCAAUAUAUAGACAAGUUUAUCUCAGAUGGUUGAGAACCUCACCAGGGACGUUCUACUUAGUUUUCAGGCUUUUCUGCUUUAGUCUUAUGUUAACCUGAUCCCUCAGAAGAACCUGUUUCUUAUACCUACAUUGGUCCACAGUGCAGAAACUUUGCAGUUUCACAAUGAACCCCCCAAAGUGUUAUGAUGUCUUCACAUUGUUGUUCAGCAUCUAAAACAUGGUCUACACAGUGUUAAUGCUUCCUGUUCAAACAUGUUUGCUGUGCUCAUAUAUUCACAAACUCUCAGAAAGAACAGGGGUUGGAUGCCCACAUCCACAAAUGUUUCCAGUCCUUUCACCUCUCUCCUUUCCCAUCAGUAAAUGGUUAAUAGUCAAAAACAAACUGUUGAACUCUGAUGUUACUCUGAUGUUUGGGUAUUCAGCUUUGUAUCCGUGGCGUGCUGUACCAGUCAUGUCACAAGUUAUUGACUGUAUUUUCCUUUGCUGGUGUGGACAAAGACACUCAUUGCACCUUUUCUGGAGAGAUUUGGCUUCUUUUGAGGGGCUAGCUGUCAAGAUUUAGCUAAGAUUUAUGAACAUUAGGAAAUAAGAGAAAAAAGAAAGAAAAAGGACCACAACUGUGAAUUAAAUGAUCCAUUCAAAAGAAACAGAAAUUCAUCACCACCUAGCUUUUAUUCUGAUUUCAUUUUUUAUCUGUUUUUGUAUCACAUUGAACUAUGAGAUUACGAUUUUUAAGGCUGUGUGCUCAUGCCGUGUAACACUCCAUACAAACUCCACAGAACAUUUCAUUAAACCACUGAUAACCUCACAAUACUGUACACUGGAUUUAAUCAAAAUUGUAUACCUCAUGAGGGUACUGUAAAGGCACUUUUAAACAAAAAAGAAAUAAAUGUCCUAAUUCUGUGUAA
Molecule: messenger RNA, 2714 nt
Organism: Menidia menidia (Atlantic silverside)
Lineage: Eukaryota; Metazoa; Chordata; Actinopteri; Atheriniformes; Atherinopsidae
Source: the annotation of a GenBank genome assembly